Symbiodinium sp. CCMP2592 is the source of this 221-nucleotide messenger RNA. The record is from the annotation of a GenBank genome assembly. Lineage: Eukaryota; Dinophyceae; Suessiales; Symbiodiniaceae.
AUGAUCUGCAAGGUCUUGCUGCUGCUGCUGCCAGGCAGCCUGUGCAUGAGACAGACGCAUGAAGUGCAGACAGGAGGAGUCCAGGUGACAGACAACUGGGUGCACCCCAUGGAUCUCACGGACUUCUUCGUGCUGCACUGGAAGGAGAUUCCUGUUACCAUGUCGAAGGAGUUCAGGAUCGAAGGAGAUCUCUGGAGCAUGAAGGAGCUGCUGAUGUCAAG